This is a messenger RNA of Harpia harpyja (harpy eagle), 3086 nucleotides long. RefSeq names its product neurexophilin 2 (gene NXPH2). Gene Ontology annotation, molecular function: signaling receptor binding. The transcript is spliced from 2 exons. Bases 256 to 1053 code for a protein of 265 amino acids. Lineage: Eukaryota; Metazoa; Chordata; Aves; Accipitriformes; Accipitridae. The record is from RefSeq and is a predicted model, not a curated record.
CUUCUUCUUCCCGCCUCCCGCUCGCCAUGGCCGCCCGCGGAGCCGAGAGGCGCGGCGCGGCGUGGAGCGGCAGUGCCGGGGUCUCGCCGCUGCCUGCCAGCGCCCCGUGAGGGGGGACAAGCGGGGCGGUGUGUCCCUACGCUCAGUCCUGCCCCCCCCCCUCCACUACCACCCCCCCCCCAACUCCCCUCCUCCCCGGAGCGGAGAUGUGCGAGACCCGUGUGAGGGGAGUCUCCUCCUAGACCGGCAGCCAGGAUGGUGCACCUGCAGCCCCUGCCCCUCGUCGUGGUCCAGGGCGUCCUCCAGCUCGUAUUUUGUGAUGCUAAUCAAGUCGUACAAGCCACAGACGUGCUGGACUGGGAAGACAAGGAUGCUGCAGAGACACUGGUUGACAACGUGGUCCACUCCAGGAUCAUCAAUCCUUUACGCCUGUUUGUUAAGCCAUCUCCAGUACUGAAACACGGCCAGGUGUCCUACUCAGACAGCAUAGAAAACUUUUGGGAUUGGUUGUCCAACAUCACGGAGGUUCAGGAAUCUCUCGCACGAACUAAACGCAGACCUAUAGUAAAAACCGGGAAAUUCAAGAAAAUGUUUGGAUGGGGCGACUUCCACUCUAACAUCAAAACUGUUAAGCUCAACCUCCUGAUCACAGGGAAAAUCGUCGAUCACGGCAAUGGGACCUUCAGUGUUUAUUUCCGACAUAACUCCACAGGUCUGGGAAAUGUUUCCGUAAGCCUGGUGCCACCUUCCAAGGUGGUUGAGUUUGAAUCAUCUCCACAGUCAACACUGGAGACCAAGGAAUCCAAGUCCUUCAACUGCCGCAUUGAGUAUGAAAAAACAGACCGCGCUAAAAAAACUGCCUUGUGCAAUUUCGACCCUUCAAAGAUCUGCUAUCAAGAGCAGACUCAAAGCCAUGUCUCCUGGUUGUGUUCCAAACCAUUUAAAGUUAUCUGCAUUUACAUUGCUUUUUACAGCGUAGAUUACAAACUGGUGCAAAAGGUCUGUCCUGAUUAUAAUUACCAUAGUGAGACUCCGUACUUGUCCUCUGGCUGAUACAAUCAUGGGUAACCAUAGAGAUACAGCAUCAGUCACAAAAAUAAGCAUUUCCAUUAACCUUUUGGAGAAGAAUAUGUUUUCCUAUCAGGUUAAAAAGUCUUUAAAAACCGUAGCUGUGUUUGUGCUGUAUCGUAAAUAAUCAAACUACUUAUAUAACAAUCAUUUUCAUUUGAGACCAUCAUAUUUUAGCUCUCUCAUCAUUAAUAAGGGAACUACCAGGCAGAUACACAACAAAAAUCAAACAAAAUGAUGUCUGUAAUGAACAUCAAUCUUGAAAAUUGGUUUUUUUAAACUAGACUCGAUGGCAGAGAGGUUGUCUUUUACUUGAAUUGGACAGCACUUAGCAGGAUCCUAUUUCUCACUGGGAACUUUAGAUGACAAAAUAAAGAAAAAAUGAUGAAGCAGACUCCCAGCUGCUUAUAUACUAAAUCCAAAUAAACAGCUCUGCCACUAAUUUCAUAAAGAAUGUUACACACAUACAGCUCAAGGAAUCAAAUCCAAAUACUAAGAGAAAGUGCUAUUUCUAGGACAAAAAAAAAAAAAAAAAGGAUCUGCAUUUUUAUGAGUUGUAGGAGUGGUACGUAUUCAUUGAAGAGUGAGUACUUCUUCCUUCAAACUUCUUACCCAUGGAUAUGCAAUGAUGUAAUUAGACAUCGAUGAGCUUUAGUUUAUUAGACACACCAGGUGUGCAGGUUUAGCAUACACCUCUUCUUUCCGUGGUCACCAUUGGUUUUUAUUCUUCUCAGAUGUUUACAUAUACACCAGUUCUAGUUUUACGGUGAUAGAGGAUAUACAUACCUCAGAAAAAGAUAAUCUCUGUUUAAGUCUGAAAAUGGUGACGGGGGCUGGCUUCCACGUAAAGGAAGCCAUUAUCUUGCUAUCUAGCCCUCUUAGCACUGUAUUGCAGCAAGGAAAAUACAUCACAGCAUAAGGACAAUACACGAAUAACACAAACUUUCUGCUUAAUGCCACCCAGUUGUCUUCCUGAGUAUCGCGUUGCAUACUUCAAGUCAAAAUACGAGUAAUGACAAACAAAGAGGACAACAAAAAUCCAUGCAUCUUCACCUCAUAAAGCAGAUUCCAAACAAUUGCUAUCAAUAUAAAAAUAUUCAGCCAGACUUUCCCCUAGUACAGUACAGCAUCACUCCACUGCUGUUAAGUAUAAGAACGGAGGGUCCAGCUGUGGAUUUGCUUCAACAGGACAGAUGUUGCUCCCACCGCAGCCAAUAGCGGUCAGCUCCAGCGAUGCAGCUUCAAGCAUCAAUCCCCUGCACUUUCGUCGGGUAUUGAUUUUACUGUUGCUGCCACUUUGCUAUCAUAGGUCUUUGUAACAGUUCAAUGUCACAGGUCCCGUGGAAGAAGCUUGCUGAGGAAGUGCUUUUUAUUGCCUCUAAUCAAACUUACAUGCAGGGUCCAAGAAGUUACAUCCAGCUUAAAUAAAGUACUAUUAAAAUACUCUGUUCAAGUGGUAUGCACUCAGACAAACGACUGACAGGUCAGACAGCCUCACUCAUGAGAUUAAUUCAGAUUUCCUUGGUAAAGCCUCAUACAAAAGAAUUACUCUUAAAAAUAUACUACAAGUAACUGGCUAAUUUGUUUUUCUCUUUCAAUGACAAAUUUAAGUGUGUUAUUUAGUUUGAUCAAUAAUCUAAAUGUUUUCCUUCAUCUUAUUUCAUACAGAGUCUCUCCCGGUCUAAAUGAUGGUUUUUAGUUUGUCUAUUACUGUCGAUUCCUACAAGAUGGUCUACUUUGUAUUCUGUAUAGCGUGUCCUCGUCCUGGCUGUACAUAAGCUUGGAUUUAUUGCUAUGAGUUCAGUGGUUGGUGCUUUUGUAACUUAGCUGUAAGCCAUGAUUUUAUUGCCAUGUAUUUUUACUCAGCACUGUAGGCAAUUAAAAGAAAAUCCUACGUGCUAUUUAUUGUAGAGUAUGUGGAAAUCAUGUAUGUAUAUACACUUAAAUAUGUGUACAUAUACAGAAUAUAUGUGUACAUGUAUUUGUAUGUAAAUAAAGAGAGUUUGCUAAAUCUGGCA